This is a messenger RNA of Bombyx mandarina (wild silkworm), 831 nucleotides long. Its product is annotated as carbonyl reductase [NADPH] 1-like. The record is from RefSeq and is a predicted model, not a curated record. Lineage: Eukaryota; Metazoa; Arthropoda; Insecta; Lepidoptera; Bombycidae. Gene Ontology annotation, molecular function: oxidoreductase activity.
AUGUGCAACGUAGCGCUGGUCGUCGGCGCCGCAAGCAACCUCGGAUACCAAGUCUUAAAAAAACUCACAGAGACUCACAAAGGAAAAAUCUACUUCACUACAGAAGAUGACACAGCCGGCUUCAACAUCCUCAAGAGUCUGGAGAGGCCCGACAUCGAAAUCAGCUACUUGCAAAUGGACAUCACGUAUACAAAGAGCAUCGUCAGACUGAGGCACUACAUCCAGGAUCUAGACGAAAGGAUCGAUUUGCUGAUAAACCUCACCGAUUAUGUGGCAGAGAAGAAUUUAUCGAAUUUCGAAAAAAUCCGACGAACUUUAAGCGUUAACUUCUACGGAUACAUAAACUUUGGGAAACUUGUGUACCUGCUACUGAACGAAGACGCUAGAGUCGUAAACGUGUCCGGGCCAGCCGGUCUUCUAGCCACAAUCGAAAACGAAGAUAUAAGAAAGAGAAUCAGCGAUCCCACAUUGACAGAAGAUGAACUGGUCGCUUUAAUCCAAGAAUACGAACACGCCGCAAGAAGGGGAAUAGAGAAGACCGAAGGUUGGGGCAUGAAUGUGCAUGCCGUGAGCAAAGUCGCAUUAAACGCUGUAACCUUUCUACAGCACAGGGAAUGGGCUGAUAAAGGGAUUAUAAUCAACUGUGUAAACCCUGGAAGCUUGAGCGGUCGUGACGGAAGAAGGACUACUAAGAUAUACGAGGAGGGAGCCAAGGCCAUACUGUAUCUAGCUCUAGAAGCACCGUUAAGCUUAAAAGGGAAUUUCGUUUGGAGCAAUUAUUCGGUGAUUGAGUGGAAUUCGGAUCCGUACGUGGAAGUUACGACAGUAUGA